This is a messenger RNA of Dermacentor andersoni, 1290 nucleotides long. Its product is annotated as coiled-coil domain-containing protein 130 homolog. Gene Ontology annotation, cellular component: post-mRNA release spliceosomal complex; U2-type spliceosomal complex. The record is from RefSeq and is a predicted model, not a curated record. Lineage: Eukaryota; Metazoa; Arthropoda; Arachnida; Ixodida; Ixodidae. Gene Ontology annotation, biological process: mRNA splicing, via spliceosome.
CGAGCCAAUCCACAAUAUGUAAUGACGGGAUUUGAGCGUCUGAUUGCUGUGAUGGGUUUUUCGUUUUUGAUGAUUCCUUGUAUGUAGAUAUUUCAGCUAUGAAUACCAGCUUGUCGUGCGGCAGAGCUUCAAGAUUACUGUGACAGCCAUCCCGUGUUCGUGAGAACCAGUGGUUUCGGACCCUGACCUCCGAAAAUGGCGGAAAGGAAAGCAGUGAACAAGUACUACCCGCCGGAAUGGACUCCUGGCCACGGCUCCAUCAACAAGUUUCGGAACUCCCACCCAUUACGAGAGAGAGCCCGCAAGUUGCACUUGGGAAUUCUAGUCAUCAGGUUCGAGAUGCCGUACAACAUAUGGUGCGAGGGCUGUGGCAACCACAUCGGUACGGGCGUGCGCUACAAUGCGGAGAAGUCCAAGGUGGGCAUGUACUACUCGACGCCUGUAUACAAGUUCCGCAUGAAGUGUCACUUGUGCGACAACCACUUUGAAAUCAAGACCGAUCCACAGAAUAUGGACUACGAAAUCAUAUCAGGAGCAAGACGUCAAGAGAGGCGAUGGGACCCCAGUGAGAAUGAGCAAGUUGCCCCAGAUGACAAGGAAAUUGGCAAGAAAAUGGCCACUGAUGCCAUGUUCAAGCUUGAGCAUGAUGUUGACGACAAGGCCAAGGUUAAGGUUGCAACACCUGCCCUGGCCAGGCUAGAACAUCUGCAGGAUCGUUGGCGAGACGACUACACCGCCAACCAGUUGCUGCGAAAGUCAUUUCGGAACAAAAAGAAAGACCUGCACGUCCAAGCCGAGAAGGACAGAGCACUGCUGAAGAAGUCGUCGCUUCACAUAAACCUCAUGCCGGAGACACCGGAGGACAGUCGCAUUGCCAAGCUGCUCACGUUGAUGCCCACACAAACAUCUGACGAAAGGCAGAAGCUGAAAAGAACAGAGAUAGCCAUCCGACCGCUGUUUGCGUCGCAAGCACCAAGCACUAGCUCUACAAAACAGUCUUUCACUUCACAAGGCCUCAAUUCCACUAAGUUGGAGCUUGAUUCUGGGACGUCAACACCACUGCAAAAGGACCUUGUCAAAAAACGGGCAGAAGACGAAGCCAAGGCACCGUCUUCCCCUCGAUCACUGUCUCCAGAAAGGACAAUCUCCUUGGUUUCUGAUGCUUACUUUGACGACUCCUCUGACGAUGAAACAUAGCGCUCUUGUGUGUUUAUUGUAAAUAACCUGGAGCAGUCUAUUGUACAGUAUUUCGUUAUGCAGGCAUAAAUACAAGGUGUAUAUUAAGCAAUA